Microthlaspi erraticum is the source of this 1203-nucleotide messenger RNA. The record is from the annotation of a GenBank genome assembly. NCBI's taxonomy places the organism in Eukaryota, Viridiplantae, Streptophyta, Magnoliopsida, Brassicales, Brassicaceae.
AUGCACCGGUUAGCUUCAAAGGUAGACGAGUAUGCUCGUGGUAUGAUUAGUGGAACCGGUUCAACACUUUUUGAAGAGCUUGGUCUCUACUAUAUUGGUCCUGUUGAUGGACACAACAUUGAUGAUCUUGUUUCCAUUCUUAAAGAAGUAAAGAACACAAGAACCAUAGGAACGGUUCUUAUUCAUGUCUUGACUGAGAAAGGUCGUGGAUAUCCUUAUGCAGAGAGAGCUGAUGACAAGUAUCAUGGAGUUGUGAAGUUUGAUCCAGAAACAGGUAAACAGUUUAAGAGCACUGGCAAGACUCAGUCUUACACUACCUAUUUUGCGGAAGCAUUGAUUGCGGAAGCAGAGGCAGACAAAGAUAUUGUAGCCAUUCAUGCAGCCAUGGGAGGUGGGACUGGUUUGAAUCUCUUCCAGCGUCGCUUCCCUACAAGAUGUUUCGAUGUUGGUAUAGCAGAACAACACGCAGUUACUUUCGCUGCUGGUCUUGCUUGUGAAGGCCUUAAGCCCUUUUGUGCAAUCUACUCGUCUUUCAUGCAACGAGCUUAUGACCAAGUUGUACACGAUGUUGAUCUUCAGAAACUGCCAGUGAGAUUUGCAAUGGACAGAGCAGGACUUGUGGGAGGAGAUGGUCCAACGCAUUGUGGAGCAUUUGAUGUAACGUUUAUGGCUUGUCUUCCAAACAUGAUAGUGAUGGCUCCAUCUGAUGAAGCAGAGCUUUUUCACAUGGUUGCAACCGCUGCAGCUAUUGAUGACCGUGUCCCUCUUGAGAUUGGAAAAGGUAGGAUCUUGAAAGAAGGCGAGAGGGUUGCACUCUUAGGCUAUGGAUCAGCCGUUCAAAACUGUUUAGAGGCUGCUUCGAUACUCGAUGAGCGAGGGUUAAAGAUAACUGUCGCCGAUGCAAGAUUUUGCAAGCCGUUAGACAUUGCUCUCAUUCGUGGCUUAGCUAAAUCGCACGAGGUUUUGAUAACGGUUGAAGAAGGUUCCAUUGGAGGGUUUGGAUCGCAUGUGGUACAGUUUCUUGCUCUUGAUGGUCUUCUUGACGGAAAGCUCAAGUGGAGACCAAUGGUAUUACCUGACCGUUAUAUCGAGCAUGGAUCACCACUGGAUCAAAUGGCUGAAGCUGGCCUCACAGCUUCUCACAUUGCAGCCACUGCACUUAACUUAAUCGGGACACGUAGAGAAGCCUUGUUUUGGGAGUAG